GUUACCCGCCAUUUCAACGAUUUCAUCGUUGUAACGUAGUCUUAUGUCUUCCUCUGAUUCAAGACGUGGAGUGCGUAAACGAACACAUGACAGAGCCUUUAGUGGUCAUUCAACUGCUGUAAACUCGUUACCUUCAUCUUGUAAUGGUCAAAAACCCCCUUCGAGUGUACAUUUCAAGUCUAAAUCUAUGUCUACAAGUUUGAAAAGAAUACAAAAGGAAUUAACGGACAUCAUGUCAGACCCUCCUCCCAAUUGCAGUGCAUUUCCGCGAGGAGAUAAUCUCUAUGAAUGGGUAUCAACUUUAUUAGGUCCUCAAGGAUCAGUUUACGAAGGUGGAAUAUUCUUCCUAGACAUUCACUUUUCUAUGGAGUAUCCGUUUAAGCCACCAAAAGUAAUUUUUAAAACUCGUAUCUAUCACUGCAAUAUUAACAGUCAAGGUGUGAUUUGCCUAGAUAUUCUCAAGAAUAAUUGGUCUCCUGCUCUUACCAUUAGUAAAGUUCUACUGUCCAUUUGCUCGUUACUUACUGAUUGCAAUCCUGCCGACCCGCUUGUUGGAUCUAUUGCUAGCCAAUACAUGCAUAACAGAUCAGAACAUGAUCGUAUUGCACGACUGUGGACACAAAAAUAUGCAAAUUCUGCUACUUAUCCCUCUACUGGACAUUCACAUGGUAUGAAUGCGGAUUCCGAGUCUUCUAGGAGAGGACCACGUAUCACGCUAUCCCCCACCCCAAGAUCAUCAGAUUCCGGGCAUUCAGGCUUCGCGUCGUCAAACAAAGACGAGAUUCUAACGGAAGUACCAUGUACAGAAAGCAGUAGUGCAAGUGCCUGUACAAGCAUUGGUGCUAGAAGUGAUGGAGGAGAAAGUGUAGAUGAAGUUCUCGAAGACGACACUCCCGUAGCUUCUACAGAAACAACUGUUGCCCAUUCAUUCACUCCGGCUUAAUAUUUGAGAUCCCUUAAUCUUGUUUAUUUACCUGGUUCUUUCGUUUCUUUAUGAUUCGUUCUAAUUUAAUCUAUAGCUUGCUUUGUGAAUCUUUUCUAAAAGAUCAUGCGCACUUUGUUUACUGUUUCCUAAGCGAUUCCAGCGUAGCUACCAACAUUCGUUUAGUUUGUUUUCUUAUUUACAUUCCUUUGUCGGCAUUUUUUCUGAUUACUUCCUGAAACGGAGAGAAUAUGGCGAUACCCCACUAAAUGUAUCUCCGUCUUUUUCAAAAUCUCAGGUGUUAACUUUAGGUCUAACUGAAGUUGCGGAUCAGUUUACACAUAUUUUAUUUCUAAUAGUUUCAAAGUGAAACUACAACCAUCGCUGAUUGUUUUCAUAACUAUUCUAUGAUAUAAAAACAUGACUUCUUAACGGCUGUACAAAGUUAUCACUGUUCAAGCUGAUUAAUAAUCGUAUGCUAACAUGUAUUAUAUGCUUAUGUUUCUGAAUCCUUUUGCAUGUGAACAUAUCAGCAUUUCUCAGUUGAUUAUUGUUUACUAGGUUAUUGAUGUUCAUUAAAUAAAGUACCUUUUAGAGC
Messenger RNA from Schistosoma intercalatum, 1520 nucleotides. Lineage: Eukaryota; Metazoa; Platyhelminthes; Trematoda; Strigeidida; Schistosomatidae. The record is from the annotation of a GenBank genome assembly.